This is a messenger RNA of Pararge aegeria (speckled wood butterfly), 1851 nucleotides long. RefSeq lists its product as uncharacterized. The record is from RefSeq and is a predicted model, not a curated record. The coding region runs from base 1 to 1851 and encodes 616 amino acids. Lineage: Eukaryota; Metazoa; Arthropoda; Insecta; Lepidoptera; Nymphalidae. The transcript is spliced from 4 exons.
AUGGUCCGGUGGUGUAUGCUGGCGCUGUGCGCGAUGGUAGCGGCUUCGAGUGCGAUCGAAACUUCUUCUCGCUUUAAACCGAAAAAACCUAGGAGUGCUGAUCUUCAACCUGGGCAACGAGCUGAAGCAGAUGAGAUGGUGAACAAUCUACUCCAAUGGAUUCAAGGGCUUUAUCAGCAGAAUAAUAGGAAAGCUCGUCAAUACUUUGGAGGAAAGCCAGAGAGGCCCAGACCAUUUGAGCCCCCAUCUUAUCUUCCCCCACUUGGUUAUCCUCCAUCAGGUAACCGUCCCACACCUUCGUACAAUGAGGGCCCGUCGCCUUCAAGUCCAUCCUAUACGCCUAGCUCUCCUUUCAUACCAAGUCAACCUUCAUACCAGCCACCUCAAACUGAAGAACAACCUUUCCAACCUAGCCAGCCACCCUACCAGCCAAGUAAACCAGCUUAUCAACCAAGUCAAUCAACCCAACCUUCUUAUCAACCAAGCCAACCUUCAAAGCCCUCUUAUCAACCCAGCCAACCUACCUAUCAGCCCAGUCAGCCUUCCGAACCUUCCUAUCAACCUAGCCAACCAACUCAACCUUCUUACGAACCAAGUCAACCUCCACAACCAAGCUACCAGCCAAGUCAACCUGACUAUCAGCCUAGUAGACCAUCACAGCCUAAUUAUGAACCUAGUCAACCUACAUCUCCAUCAUACAAGCCUAGUCAGCCUGAUACAGAAUCAACAAACCAACCAGAAAAUCCAGAAAGUGGAGGAAGUGGCAAUACACCCCCACAAAACAUAGUGCCAGCGCCAGUGCCAGAUGACGAUGAAGACCGUCAUCCCCCACACAUUCAUGAUAUAACAGUUGAUUGUGGUAAGCAAAUGAUGACCAUAAAUAUUGAGUUCAACAAACCUUACAAUGGUAUUAUCUAUUCACAAGAUCAUUUUAAGGACGCUGAUUGUGUGUACGUCAAAGAAAACUCAAACCAAAUAAAGUAUUCAUUUACUGUAAGUCUUAAUAAAUGUGGAACAAGAUUCUUCAGUGAUUUUGAAAAUGAAGGUCAGGCUUAUUUGGAAAAUGUUCUAGUACUGCAAAAUGAACCUGGUAUUCAAGAAGUUUGGGAUCACAUUCGCAGAGUAAGAUGUCUCUGGGAAGGAAACUUAACUAAACAGCUGGUUUCAUCUUUAAGCGUUGGAAUGUUAAAUCAAAUUACUAGCAAUUUCAGUGGAGAUACAGCAAUGGCUCGAUUAGACAUUCAAAGUGGUAAAGGACCUUUUGCACCGGAAGCUAAUGGCUUAGUGAAGAUUGGAGAAAUCAUGACGCUUGUAGUAUCUGUAACUGGUGAUGCAGGUUUUGACAUUUUAGUAAGAGAGUGUGUAGCUAGAGAUUCCGGAAACAAUCAUAUUGUGCCGUUGACCGAUUCCAAUGGAUGCGUGUUAAAACCAAAACUGUUUGGAGCAUUCCAAAAGACAAGGGAAACAGGAAACACUGGUGCCUCCGUCAUCGCAUAUGCGUUCUUUAACGCGUUCAAAUUUCCGGACGAAAUGGAUUUGAUCAUUCAAUGUGAUGUUGAACUAUGUAAGACUGAUUGUGAGGUUUGCCCUAAUCCUGGUAAUACUGAACCAAGAAGGAAAAGACGGGAUAUCAUCCAUGUUGGAAAUAAAACCAUGGAGCCUGUGACAACUAUAGAAAAGAGUCUAAGAGUAGUCUUUGCUGAAGACUUGCCUGUAGACACCGGAAUAUGUAUUUCAUCGAACGCAGCUCUGUGGGGAGGAUUAUUAGUACUUUUAGGGUCUAUAUUAAGUAGUUUAGCUGUGUCUUUCUGUUGGCAUAGAUCGCGAGGAUCGGUAAAAUUCUUAUAUUAA